Cataglyphis hispanica is the source of this 703-nucleotide messenger RNA. Its product is annotated as brain protein I3. The record is from RefSeq and is a predicted model, not a curated record. Bases 154 to 504 code for a protein of 116 amino acids. The transcript has 3 exons. Lineage: Eukaryota; Metazoa; Arthropoda; Insecta; Hymenoptera; Formicidae.
CGAUGCAUUAUUGCAAAAAAAGUAAAAAAAGUCAUGAUUGCAAUUCCUCAAAUAAUCUAAAAUAAUCGAUAAUCCACAGAAGCUGUAGAUUAUGGAGCGUACUACAUAUAUUUGCUGCGUGAAAUAAAACUUUUAAAAGUUAGAGAAUUGAUUAUGGAGAAUCAACCAUUAAAUGCACUCGAAAAGCCGCCGCCGUAUUCCAUCGCAACGGCUCCGGCAGUGAAUGUACCAUAUCAACCACCUCCUGGAUAUUAUCCUAAUAAUACUGAUACUGGCUAUCAAGAAAACCAUGUACCAUCAUAUGGUUCUGUGCACUCUACAGCAAUCAUUGUUCCAGAAAUUAUUCUAGUUGGCGGCUGUCCUGCAUGCAGAGUAGGUGUGAUGGAAGACGAUUAUACAUGUUUUGGCCUACUGUGUGCGAUACUCUUUUUUCCCUUCGGAAUUAUUUGCUGUAUGCUGCUAAAGACAAAACGCUGCUCGAAUUGUGGAGCUUAUUUUGGUUGACUAAAAAUAAAAGAAAGUAUAUAUUUGUAUACAAAAAAUAAUUUCAUUUUAGGUACAUUUAAAGCAAAUGAUGUUUAAAAAACAAUUAAUAUUGAGUGAUAAGGAUUUAAUGUUAAGAAUAUAUUUUUAUAGUAAAAUAAGUUUAAUAGAUUUGUGUAAAAAGUAUUUUAAAUGAAUAAAAAAUAAAAUGAUUUUUAAA